UAAAGUUUUUGGUGAAGUUACAAAACACUUUCAUAAUAUUUUACGUAGCCUUUAUUUACGAGGAUGCGUCCUGACGUCAGCGUCAGUUCCACAAGCAUGAGGCGCAUACUCCGUGUGGAUUUAUUGAGGUGUAUUGGUGUAUUUAGUGGAAAUCCUCCGUCACAUGCCUCUUUGACAGCGGUUCAUAAAAACGCGUUUUUGCAGAGUUUCAGUCGGAAAUCAACGAGCGACAGUUCAACCAUGGACCUGAGCGACAUGAGGAAGAAAUAUAAAGCAGAUGAAGAGUGCUUUGAGGAGAGUCAGCUGGUUUCUCUGGACCCAAUCAAACAGUUUGGAGACUGGUUCGACCAAGCCACGAAGUGUCCUGAAAUCGGAGAGGCAAACGCCAUGUGCAUCGCCACAGCCUCCAAAGAUGGACGUCCGUCUGCUCGUAUGGUCCUGCUGAAAGGUUACAGCGACGAAGGUUUCCGCUUCUUUACCAACUAUGAGAGCAGAAAGGGAUCUGAGCUGGAGAGCAAUCCACAUGCAUGUCUGGUCUUUUACUGGGAGCCUCUCAACAGACAGAUUCGCAUUGAGGGCAACGUGGAGCGGAUUCCCUUCCAGAGCUCGUGUGACUACUUCCACUCCCGACCGAAGAGCAGCCAGAUCGGAGCCGUCGUGAGCCGACAAAGCACUCCAGUGCCUGACAGAGAUUAUCUGAGGCAGAAAAAUGCAGAGCUGUUGGAGAAGUACAAGGACACAGAGGUGCCGAUGCCCGACUACUGGGGUGGCUACAUCGUGAAGCCGUACCUCAUCGAGUUCUGGCAGGGUCAGACCAACAGACUGCACGACCGAAUCGUCUUCACAAAGCCGAAGGACGGCGAGUCGGAGUCGGGGGAGUUUGAGCACGCUGCAGAGGGAGGCUGGGUUUACCAGAGACUGUCUCCAUGAGAGGAACCCCCCCUUCCCCCCCCCGACAGACUCGUACCCUGACUAAUCAUCAUUGAUUAAAAAAAACUGUGUGUGUGUGUGUGUGUGUGUGUGUGUGUGUGUGUGAUUCAUCACCAAGCCGAUCGUCUGUGAGCAUUAAGAAAUGAAAAGACGCACAGGAAGUAUACCGACGUAACGAGGAGGACAAACUCCAACUGUGACUGUCGAGUAAUGAUUGACAGAAACACCAUCGCUAACCUUAAGGUCGAGGAAACUGUGUCUUAUUUCUUGAGAAGCACAACGUGUACCACUGUCCUCAAGUCGUCCAUUUUCAAUGUUAGAAGGAUAGAGUCAUAGGAAAUGGGGCGCCGGAUAGCCUAGCGGUUAUGUAGCGGUACUCCAUGUACAGAGGCUUUAGUCCAUGUCGCAGCAGUCGUGGAUUUGAACCCGACCCCGGCCCUUUGCUGCAUGUCAUCCCCCCUCCUCUCUCCUCCAAACACUUCCUGUCUCUCUUCAGCUGUCCUGUCUAAUAAAGGCAAAAAUGACCGUGAAAACAUGGAUCUUAAAACAUUCCCCUGGUUGUUAGUAUCAGUCUUAAACCUGUGACAGUCGAUCUGACUGAAUUUAAACCGUGCCAACGAUGAUGUUUGUGUCGUGUUCGUCUUGUGCUGCCUGAGAAUGAGAUUAUUGUUUACUGAUGAAAUCAGUGAAAAGAUGACAUUUUAACAUGAAGUAAAUUAAUAAAGCUUAAUUUGUAACGGG
Molecule: messenger RNA, 1671 nt
Organism: Labrus bergylta (ballan wrasse)
Lineage: Eukaryota; Metazoa; Chordata; Actinopteri; Labriformes; Labridae
Gene: pnpo
Product: pyridoxamine 5'-phosphate oxidase
Biological process (GO): pyridoxal 5'-phosphate biosynthetic process; pyridoxine biosynthetic process
Molecular function (GO): FMN binding; pyridoxamine phosphate oxidase activity
Source: RefSeq, a predicted model, not a curated record